AUGAGCAAGGGACCAGGUCUCUUCUCCGACUUCGGCAAGAAGGCCAAAGGUACGCACACAUCCAUUUCCCUCCCGCUUCCUUCUCUACCUCUCGCUGUUUGCUGCGGCGCCGACGCUUCCUUCGAUCCCAUCUUUUCCUUUGCAGAUUUGCUCACCAGAGACUAUCUCUCCGACCAGAAGAUUUCCAUCUCUACUUUCACUCAAUCUGGAGUUGCUCUUACCUCCAAUGUUGUUGAGAAAGGAGGCCUUUCUUCAGGGGACGUGGCAGCUGAAUACAAGCACGAGAAUGCUACCAUUGGCUUCAAAGUCGACACUGAGUCUAAUGUGACAACAACUGUUAGUGUUACCGACUAUCCAUCAUCCACCAAAUCCAUUGCUUCAGUAAAAUUGCCUGAUUUCAACUCUGGAAAGUUGGAAGUCCAGUAUAACCAUCAUCAUGCUGGUGUCACUGCUGCUCUUGGCCUGAAUAAAUCUCCAUCUGUUGAUUUUUCUGCAACUGUUGGUACUCCCACCAUUGCAUUUGGUGCAGAGGCUAGCUACCUGACUUCUACAGGUGACUUUUCCAAGUAUAAUGCCGGUGUCAGCCUCACUAGGCCAGAUUCCAAUGCUUCCGCUAUCUUGGCUGACAAAGGAGAUUCCAUAAGGGUAUCCUACUUGCAUCAUCUGGAGCAGCUGAAUGGGGGUGCAACUGUGGCAGAGAUCAGCAGGCGGUUCUCGACCAACGAGAACACAUUAACUGUUGGAUGUUCGUAUGUGGUUGACUCUACUACAUUAUUGAAAGCAAAGCUGAACAAUCACGGUGAUCUCGGGGCUCUUCUCCAGCAUGAGAUCAAGGCCAAGUCGUUUUUGACGGUGUCUGGGUCAUUCAACACUAAAGCUUUCCAGAAGACUCCCAAGUUCGGGGUUGGCCUGUCCCUGAAGCCUUGAUUGUUACCUAUUCAAGAUUUUUAUUCAAUGACGACAACGCAAAUUGGGUUCGUUGUUCGAAAUCCAUAUAUAUUUUUCCGAUCAAAGCAAGCAUCCUUAACUUUCUGAUAUAUGACAUUUUUACAGCAAAGAAACAGUUUCGGUACAUUUGCUAGUUCUGUUGGUCCAAACGGUGUGAAAAUGCGAAUUACUGACUCAUGCAUGCCACCUGCUUCUGAUAAAAGAGUAGGAUUUGGUACCAGCCUUGGGGAUACUUUCAUCUUCUAUUUAGCUUUUUCAUUCAUUUGCAACCGGUAGCUUUGCCCGAGCGGAACUUCCAUAGCUGAGACGUAGAUGUAACGGUCUCGUCAUUGCUAAAGUAAACAUUUAAACAUUGAAUGA
This is a messenger RNA of Linum tenue, 1308 nucleotides long. The record is from the annotation of a GenBank genome assembly. NCBI's taxonomy places the organism in Eukaryota, Viridiplantae, Streptophyta, Magnoliopsida, Malpighiales, Linaceae.